UGCGCGCCAUCUUUGACGGCGGGAAUACGGAGAUGAUGAAGAGGAGGAGGAGGAAGACGCCGCCGACCGCAGCGCCCGGUCCACAUCCGACCCGUCGCCAACAACAAAGGCAGGCAAGCACACCGCGAAGUCGACUGCGCGCGCCUUUGCUCUGCGGCAGCAAUGGACGACAGGCGACAAGAACGCGCCUGAGAUGUCGUCCAGCCGGGCCGGCGGGGGCGACGACGAAGUCGACGGGGCGGACGGCGGGGAGCGAGCCAGGCGGAGCGCGCUCGACACCCGCAACGUGGUGGUCAACCUGCGGGCGCUCGCCAUCACCAGCGUGGCGGUGGACACGUGCAAGCUGGCGCUGGCCACCGUGACCACGGUGCGCCGACAGCCCAACCGCGGCUUCGUGUUCCUCGCCUCCAUCGCCGUGUGGUCGCUGUCGGCCAAGCUGGCCGUCAUAGUCGCCAGCCUGGCCGCGUACGGGCUCGUCUUCUGGGCGGCGUCGCGCGAGGCCCGCCGGCCCAUGCUGGCCGCCGCCGCGGUGUUCGCGGUCGCCAUCGCGAUGCGCUUCCUCUUCAUGAUCGAGGGCGCCGUGGUCGUGCUCCAGGAGAGCGUCACGCCCGCACACGCCAACGCGAGCUCCGCGCCGCACCUACGUGCGUCGGCCGACCGCGGGGCGGUACUCACCAAGUCAGAGCUUCACGGACCGAUGGUACACAUGAGGCAUGAAAUCUUGGACGCUCACAGUUCCAACACGGUUGUGGCAACACCACCACCUGCUCCAAACAUUGUGGAUAUUGUGCUGAAGAUAUUGCAAGUGAACAUCAUCCACACAUGCUCUGUGGCGGUGCAUGUUGUUUUCCUUCUGGUCCUUCGAAAGUACAUGCGAAGCACAAAGGUCAAGCAGCGUCUUGAGGACAUGCCAGCCGAAGCACGGACGUGAAUUCAAGAGUGCACAUGGGCCACCUUGACAACUGUUCGUGUAUAGUGAACGGUACAAGGAAAUGCAGCAUGUGUAACCAAGCCAUCUGCAUGUAACUGUGUUAUGGUGCCAAAUGCUUGUAAUUAUGCCAUGCAAUGUGAUUGAAGGUCCGUCAGCAAAUGCCAGGACAAAACAUGUAAAAAGUUGUGAUAAUGUGCGUAACGCUUGUUGUGAUAUAUGUACGUCUUGAAUAUAUAUGACAAGAACA
This is a messenger RNA of Dermacentor albipictus, 1178 nucleotides long. RefSeq lists its product as uncharacterized. NCBI's taxonomy places the organism in Eukaryota, Metazoa, Arthropoda, Arachnida, Ixodida, Ixodidae. The record is from RefSeq and is a predicted model, not a curated record.